Messenger RNA from Siniperca chuatsi (mandarin fish), 6800 nucleotides. RefSeq names its product succinate receptor 1-like. The coding region runs from base 1558 to 2181 and encodes 207 amino acids. The transcript has 2 exons. Gene Ontology annotation, molecular function: G protein-coupled receptor activity. The record is from RefSeq and is a predicted model, not a curated record. Gene Ontology annotation, cellular component: plasma membrane. Lineage: Eukaryota; Metazoa; Chordata; Actinopteri; Centrarchiformes; Sinipercidae. Gene Ontology annotation, biological process: G protein-coupled receptor signaling pathway.
AAAGCAGAUGAAGAUGCAUUUAUUCAAACUAGCCUUUGUCUCGCCUCAUGCAGUCUAGUGUUGUUGCUAAUCUUGCUUAAGGUCUGUUGCUGCUUAUGUUUUAUUGUUUGAUUCUUUUUACUGUUUUUCUGGUUUUAUUUUUUAACAAUUUUACUCUUGUAAAGCAUUUUGUGACAUUGCUCUGUGAAAGGUGCUAUACUAAACAAGCUUUACUUACUGACUUAUCACUUACUCCAAAAUUGGUGAGAAGUGACACCUUAAUCAAACCAAUUAACCAAAGUAACAAUUUUGCUCACCAUAACAUACAAAAUAACUUUUUGUUGUCACAAAAUCUAAUGAGUUCUGCCUAGUACAACAGUCAACCCAAGGUCUGCACACAGACAGCACUGGAAAAAUCAGCAACCUUCUUGACGACUAUGAAACCUUUAUCCUAUUGCACUAACAAAGAUGAGAGAAUCUAACAUGUUAAUUUUGUCAACAAAAACUAUGGAAAAAAAUGUAACUGACUACCUUUUUCCACAACAAAAACAAGGCUAAAACUACAUAAGAAGAUACCUUUGAAAACAAAAUGAAAUGUAUUACAAAUUUUGUCGACAAACCAAAAUUAAAGCAUAAUUUGAAAGGCAGAUGGAUGCACAAGACCAAAUGGCCUAUAGAAUCACACAUUGUAUGCUCCUGAUUGGUAAAAUGUAUCCUCCUAUCUCAGAAGUUCUUUUAGCUGCUUGACUGUUGCACUAAUAAGCAGAAUCUUGCAUUUCAGUACUGUUAUGACUCUGGCAAUAAGUUUAGCUAGCGUCACCGCUUCUUGGAAGGAAAGAAAGCAACAGAUUUAUGGACUAAAUUCAUCUACAAUCCCACUGAAAAUUGGACAAGAAGACUUCAACAAAACAGCUGGGAUAAACCACAAAAACAGGCAGGCCAGCAUGCUGACAAUUGCAAAAAGAUAAGCUAAUGAUAAUGUAACAUUAUCGAGGGCUGUGGAUGUGACUGUAACUUUAACAUUACUUUCAGUCUGCUAUCUUUCGUAUUUACAGGCUAGCAGUAGGAGUGAGUGCAGGAUUAAUAUAGAGAUGACCAAAAUAAAAUGAAAGUACCAGUCAUGCACAGAAAUGUCACAGUAGACAAGAAAUUGUCUGGCAGAAAUCACAAUUCUCAGUUUACACAGCUUGUUCUGACCCAGGAGCCUCCAGACAGAUAGAGCCCCACAUCAUUCUGUGAGUCUUACCGUUGUCUUUCUUAAAAUGAAGUGCAAUUUUGCUUUCCAGUAUAAUAUUAUAACCCCAUUUGCUGUAGCUUGGAGUAUGGACAGACACAGAGUUAUAGAAGCUAGGGGAACAGUGCUAGCUAGCAGAGGGGGCAGGACUUUCAUUCUCUAUAAACAUAGCAGAUGACAGUAUUUGCUGCUUAUAUGAAAACACAGUGCUAGUGUGUACUUAAUUGCUUUCUUGGUGCAUACUGCUUUUUUUCACUUGUUUUUUUUUUUUUUUUUUGAGCUAGCGUGACCGACUGAAAGCUGCUGACCGUCAGCUGGCUGAUCAUCUGACACAGGCCAGGAGCAUGGACCGCUUCCUGCUCAUAAGACAUCCGGCACGGAACCACUACCUGCUGAGGCCGCGAUCAGCCCUGAUCGUGACAGGGCUGAGCUGGCUAGUUGUCAAUGUGGAAGUUGCUCCAAUGAUAGCACUGAUGAUUCAGGACCUGCAGAGCGGAAACUGGAAUCACUGCAAGGAUUUUGCUAGCCUAAAAGGAGAUGUCAAUACAUUAGGCUACAGCCUGGGGUUAACUUUGACUGGUUACAUUCUCCCUCUGCUUGGACUUUGCGCUUUCUCCCAUCAAAUUGCACAUCUGCUUCAUGUCCAGGAAAAGGCUCUACAGCGCAGGACAACAUCGUACAAGCGGCCUCUCCGGGUUGUUGCAUCAGCUGCAGUCAUGUUUCUGGUUCUCUACACUCCCUACCAUGUGCUGAGAAAUGUCAGAAUAGCAUCUCAGGAGGCCUGGGGAGGGCUGCAGCUGUGUACAAUGAAGUACAUCGAGGGCCUGUACAUCUUGACCCGACCGUUGGCCUUCUUACACAGUGUCAUCAACCCUGUCUUCUACUUCCUCAUGGGUGACAAGUUCAGAGAGCUCCUAUUCGCUAAGCUCAGAAAGCUGAGGCAGAGCUUGCAAAGAGAAUCAGCCUGACAAAAUUCAACACAAGAUCCCUGCACACUGUAUGUACAAAAAGAGACACGUGCAGUGCAUCCACGCGUGAACCAGCUCUAUCUUUACAUAUUGUAUUUUGUCAAAAGUUUUGUUGAAGUUUUGCUUUUCUUCAUUUCUGUUGUGUUUUAAUUGUUUAAUUUUUUAUGAUAUAAUUGUCAUCCAUUAAAAUAUUGUUAAACAGUCUAUUAAUGAUGUGGAAAGUUUUUUGUAGAGACCAUAUCAUGUCAUGUUGAUAAAGUGUAAAAUAACUUAAUACAUUUAAAGGCCAGAGCCUGUUGCUAUUUUUAUAUUGAUGCUCUGUUUAAGCAUAUGUAUGUAUGUAUGUAUGUGCGCAUAGGCAGAUGAUUGUAUUUGUAUCUGUAUUUGUUAAAAAAGCAUAUUAUUCAUAUUUGAAGUCGACUGAAACUGGAGAUGCAUGUUUUGUCACUGUUACUACUAUUUUUGGGAUGUUUGAGCAUUAAAGUCAAUAUUGUAUCACAUUUUAAUGUAAUAAAAUAUAACCUGACCCAACUAAUAUUUGGCUGCUACUUAUAUUGCUAUUGGAAGGUUAAACAUGUGUGUGACUGUGACUAACACACAACUGUUGAACAACAUUAUUCUUAAUGUCGGGGUCCCUGACAAAUUCAUUAAUUAUUUAUUAUAUAUCAUAACGUCCACUUUUAAACAUGGUGUUUUGUGUUUUUUGACAGUAGAAUUUGAAUGCAAUGCUGUUCAGAAGCCAACUCUUACUAUUUGGAUUUCUGGGCUUUUCAUCAGCACCAUAAGUCAGUCAUAGAUAUACUUUUUUUUUUAGUGAUGAAUUUGAAUUCCAUUAUUAGCACAAGCUAUAAAAUAAGGUAAAAGUGAGGAGUGUCCUAAUGGUCUAUGAUGCAUACGAUAUAUAACAGCAUCGUCUCCAGGUAGAAUUUGACCGAACACAUUUGUCACAGUUUCCCAUUAUUGUCACUCCCUAAACUGAGCCAGGUGUAUGCUUGCAGGGAGGGACGAGGUGACAGCCUAGAUGCCAAAUAUCACAUUUUCUGCAUUCACAUAAUAAUCCAUUCCGUGUAGUUGAAUGACUUCACUUUUAAUCGGUAUCAAUACCUAUCAAACCCCUGUCAACCAAAGCUUUGGCUGCUUUUUUCUUAUGAAAUUUGAAACUUUAUAUGUAUAGCUGAUGAAAUUGUAAGCUUCUUCUGAGAACUUUUGCUGCUUUUUCGUUCAUUGAAAAUUGGAUUUGUUAUCCUUUACACAUACUAAAAGAGGAUUCUUUGAUCGUUGUGAAAAUCAGGGAAGGAAAACUGUUUCAUGAUUUGAUCUCAGUUGUCUUUGUUUUUCAUGGAUUUAACUGAUCCCAGCUUGCCGAGUUAUGUAGCACCUAACAUUGUGACCUUUUCAACUGAGUCAUCAGCAGGGUUUUCAUUUUCAUUUUGAGAAGCCCCUCAUUGUUUUCCAAAGGUUUAUUGUGCAAUUUCCUGAGUACUGUCAGGGCUUUAAACAUUAAAUUUUACAUGGGUGACAGACACUUAGAUUAGGUUUGGAUUUGGCUGAUGUGUAAGCAGUACAUGUACUGUAUCAUUCAUUUUAUUUGUGUGAAUGUGUGUAUUUACAAAGUACGCAUAUGUUAUAGUUUCAGCCUAGGGAUGCUUACUUUUAGUACAAACUCCACAACCGAGAUUACAACAGUACAUCAUUCUCUCCUUUUUUCAUCUUGCCUGUGACAUUUCCAGGUUUGAAACACUAACACUAAAUAAAAAUCUCAUUAAAAAUCCUAGGAAUGAAAAGCCCUUUUUUUCUUGUCUCUCCUGAAUCACAUCGAUUACUCGGGACCUUCAAUUACAAAAUAAUUUUAUCCCUACCUUGAAAAAACUUCGUCUGCUGCAAAAAUGUUGUUGUAGUAUGGAAAAUAUUGAGUCAGACCAUCUUCCAUAUAAGCUCAUAUUUAGUGUUGUUUGGUCGGGUUUAUUGAAACCUUCUAAUAUAUUCUAAUAAUAUUCUUAUACAUAUUUCUAAAGUUAUCUGGAGGUCUCCGCUCUCAUGACACCCUCCUUCAUAUUGGACUGUCAGUGACCUUUUUGAUGCUUACUUAGGCCCUGAAUCCCCAUUAAAAACACUUAACUUCAAAGGGCUUUAAUACAACAGACAGGAUCAGGUGCCUUCUUUCACACCAUGCUUGAUCCAUCAUUUCAUUUAUAUUGGCAUGGCAUUGGCAUCUCUCUCUGGAAUGAGCAAAGAAAAGAAGCAAGGAUGAAAUAUCAGGCUGAGUUCUGUGUGUGCGAAUUUAAGUUUCAUAAUAGAAGCCAGAGGGGUGGUAUUGAGACAGAGCCAAUGAGAAAAGGCAGUAAAAAAUACAUGUGAGGACAAAUACAAAACCUGAAACUCUACAUUACAAAUAAUAUGAUAUCCUAAUGUAAUAAUACUUUGGGAAGAUAAUUCAGUAUUGCAGUUCAGAUAACUGUGGCCACUGAGGCAACAGGGGCAUUAUAGGGCACAGGUUUUUAGGAAGGUUGCUGUAUGUUAAACUUAUAGUAUCUUAAAUAAAGCACUUAUUCUAAGCAGUAAUAAUGUUGUGGUGAUAAAAUGUAUGUGUCCUACAUGGAUGAGUUGGUCUGAAAAUCAUGACUGAUUUAUUUUCAAGCCUUAUGAACAGUGUUGAACACCAAACCUGGGAGAAAAUCAUGUUUACACAAAGUGCAUAUUUAAGUGUGCACAUGCUUACUCAUGCUUACUCACAUUCCUGUGUGUAAACAGAGUAUAUAUUUGUUCACUUUCUAUACUGUAUGUAAGUAUAAUCUGUGCAAAACCACUAUACAUUAUUAACAGUUUCAAGGAAUCAUCUGCCAUAAUCCAUUUCAUUUUGCUGUUAUUAGCCCUCCAUAGAAGUGAAGGAAUUUAAGAACAGUCCCACCACUUCAUGUACACAGGGAUAAAUAAGUGUGUAUACACAUACAGUACCUGGCUACACAUUUGCACACAAGGCCAACAUAUCAGGAGGAUAACAGGGACCAGCAAAGUGUAGCACAUAAAUAGUCCACUUUACACCCAGGAGGCGUGGAGUGUUUUGUUUAAUGUGUCCUGAUGAACGAGGUUGACCUAUUUGAAUCAUCCUUUUGUAUAAAUGGUUUGUUCGUACUCAUGCAUCAUCCUCUUUGCUAUCCAGAGAAAACAAAAAACUGUUUGUUUUUUUCCAACCUCUUCGAUUGAACGUGUGUAGGUGUGUUUAGUGGUAGAUUUGUCGACACAGUUUGCAGAAAAACUGCACUCUCCCCUUCAGCUAUAUGAACACUCAACAGAUCCAGCGGGGACUGCUUCACCUACAGUAAGUGGCGCCAAGUGGAUUUGGUGUGUCUGAGUCAGUGUAUACAAAAUAUCCUUCUUAGCAUAUCGUCGUGUUCACUUUCACUACAUGUAAUGGUCAUGUGUACUUGUCAACACGGUGUAACAUGAUGUUGACAAGUACAUCCAUUCUAAUGUAUUUCUCUCUUUACACGAUAUGCGAUUGCACACACACAAGUACAAUUGAUCAGUAGUUAAAGGUCAAGUCAAUUUAUUGACAGAUAACAUUAAAAUUAAAAAUGCUGCAAAUCAUAAGUUCUCAGAGAGCGAAUCCAAAACAAAAAUAGUCAUAUUCAGUCAGAGUCAUAUUAACAAUUGAAAAUGUAGCAGUGCUUAAGCAAAUGAGCCAGGUUUCUCUGACAGAAAAAAAACCCCAACUGUAAAACUGUUGAAAAAGUUACAUACUUUAUGUUACAGUAUCUUUUAGAUAAUCAUCCCAUGUGUAGAGAAGUCACAGGGUGACGUCACCCACAGAUAAAAAGAUAAAGGAGAAAAAAGGGAGAGACGAGUGAAUGGUUUCAAUCCACCUCAUAUGUUGGACAAUAUCCCUCUCUUUACCAUAUUGCUACAUCACACUCAGCUAAGUUCAAUCACAAAAAUGUGUGUACGCAUGGUGUGAAGAAUAUUUGGAGAAUAUUGUUGCAGCAUAAUCUACUUAUAAAUACCAAUAUUCUGUGUGGAAUGUGGCUCAUCAAUUUUCAUUGUGUGUAGCUCUGAUGUGCAGCCAUUACAAAGCAAACAAGACUUGAAAUUUGACUAUGUAUGAAUAUGUUGUGCUGACGAAGAUACCAUUCACUCUGCAAUUUAAAUAAUUUACCAUACCAGCAAGCAUCUGCCUGUGUGCCACAUUUGCAUGGGUUACACAACAAAGGGAUAGUUCUUUUUUUAUGAAAAACAGUGUUUCUGUAUUUAACAGAACCACUUGCCAAUCUUUGAUGCAAUGCCAGGAACACCAGGAUAGUUUUACCAAAACAUCAAAACAAUCUUAGGUUUUAGUAACAGCUGCACUCAGUUAUAAAUGUUAACUCUGGCCAAACUGAAGAUAUUUUUUUCCUGUUGUGAAAAUCCUUUCCUACUUUGUCUUAUACUGGAUUCUUAAAACCCCUUAUGGGAUAGUUCCGAUUUUGUUUUUUUUUGUGGUAUGCAUUACUAGCUUUCAGUAUCGAUACGGACACAAUAGACAUAAGAUCAGGUAGCAGAUUCCUGUGGUUUGAUUUGAUUUAUUUGGGUCUCUUUUAGCUUAUUGACUCCAAGAGUCCACAGUGGUGGAAAACAAGAAUGAA